Messenger RNA from Heterotrigona itama, 1552 nucleotides. The record is from the annotation of a GenBank genome assembly. Lineage: Eukaryota; Metazoa; Arthropoda; Insecta; Hymenoptera; Apidae.
AUGGCAACCACCGUAGAUUCAGUUAGGGAAAAAGCCCUUCAAGAUUAUCGAAAAAAACUUAUAGAACAUAAAGAAGUAGAGUCACGUUUAAAGGAAAGUAAGUUAAAUUUAUUAGAUAUAUUGAUCUUAUUCAUUGUAUUCUUAUAAAAAAUUUGUGAUACCUAACCUUGUCUUACAUACAUGAACUAUUAUUAUUAUUAGAAAAAUUAUGUAUGUCUUAAUAAAAUUUUAUUGUAUUUUUAUUUCUCUAGUGAGAGAACAUCUCAAAGAUUUAACAAAGCAAUAUGAUAAAUCUGAAAGUGAUUUAAAAGCAUUACAAAGUGUUGGUCAGGUAUGUUAUAAAUCUUACAUUUAAUUAUUUUUAGUAUUUUUUGUCAAAGAUUUAAUACAUUUAUCCUUUAGAUUGUUGGUGAAGUAUUGAAACAACUUACAGAAGAAAAGUGUAAGUUUAUAAAUAAAAAUAAUGUGUUCAUGUAUAUAUGUAAAUACUUAGAUUUUUAUUCACAGUUAUAGUAAAAGCCACAAAUGGUCCACGUUAUGUUGUUGGGUGUAGACGUCAACUUAAUAAAAAUAAAUUGAAAUCUGGAACAAGAGUAGCUUUGGACAUGACUACUCUUACUAUAAUGCGCUAUUUGCCUCGUGAGGUUGAUCCAUUAGUAUAUAAUAUGUCACAUGAAGAUCCUGGUGAUGUUACAUAUAAUGCUAUUGGUGGUUUAAGUGAACAAAUACGUGAAUUGAGAGAAGUCAUAGAAUUACCACUACUAAAUCCUGAAUUAUUUCAAAGAGUUGGUAUAACCCCUCCAAAAGGAUGUCUUUUAUAUGGCCCACCAGGCACUGGAAAGACAUUAUUGGCUAGAGCAGUUGCUAGUCAAUUAGAUGCAAAUUUCUUAAAAGUUGUAUCAAGCGCUAUUGUUGACAAAUACAUUGGUGAAUCAGCAAGACUAAUUAGAGAAAUGUUCAAUUAUGCACGAGAUCAUCAACCUUGUAUUAUUUUUAUGGAUGAAAUUGAUGCAAUUGGUGGACGUAGAUUUUCAGAAGGUACAAGUGCCGAUCGAGAAAUUCAAAGAACUUUAAUGGAAUUGUUGAAUCAAAUGGAUGGUUUUGAUUCUUUAGGUCAAGUUAAAAUGAUAAUGGCUACAAAUAGACCAGACACUUUAGAUCCAGCUUUAUUACGACCAGGUAGAUUAGAUAGAAAAAUUGAAAUUCCACUACCCAAUGAACAAGCACGAUUAGAAAUUUUAAAGAUUCAUGCUGGACCUAUAUCUAAGCAUGGAGAAAUUGAUUAUGAAGCAGUAGUUAAGCUUUCGGAUGGGUUUAAUGGUGCUGACUUAAGAAAUGUUUGCACUGAAGCAGGACUGUUUGCAAUAAGAUUAGAAAGAGAAUAUGUAAUACAAGAAGAUUUUAUGAAAGCAGUAAGGAAAGUUUCAGAUAAUAAGAAACUUGAAUCUAAAUUGGAUUACAAACCUGUUUAAUUUUCAUAUAUUGAAAUAAAUAUUACAUAUAUUGAUAUAAAAUAUUGAUAUAUUUAUAUAAAAUUUAGUUCGUUUACUAA